This is a messenger RNA of Cryptotermes secundus, 3481 nucleotides long. Its product is annotated as glutamyl aminopeptidase. Gene Ontology annotation, biological process: proteolysis; peptide catabolic process. Lineage: Eukaryota; Metazoa; Arthropoda; Insecta; Blattodea; Kalotermitidae. The transcript is spliced from 17 exons. Bases 87 to 3005 code for a protein of 972 amino acids. Gene Ontology annotation, molecular function: metalloaminopeptidase activity; peptide binding; zinc ion binding. Gene Ontology annotation, cellular component: cytoplasm. The record is from RefSeq and is a predicted model, not a curated record.
GUUGUCGUCACUGUUGCAGUGCAGUUGCUUGUGAAGAAGUAAGUGGACAGACAAGUUCUUGUGCUGCGGAAAGCAGAAUAGUAACCAUGGCCACUAGAGAUCAGCCCACAGCGGGGAGAGGAAAACUGUUCUACUUCCUUUUGUGGACAUGUCCAGCUCUGGCAGUGCUCUGCAGUUGCUUAGUGAUUGCGAUAAUUCUCCUGCGGAGCCAAUGCAGUGCGUGUGAUAAUCCGACCAGGGUCGUCUCUCACUCGCCGAAAGUGACGACUCACUCCGACAGUAAGAUGGAGACCGCUCGCGCGGAGGCAUUAAGGCCGUGGGAGGCAGAUCACCGCUUGCCGUUAGACACAGAUCCAGUACAUUACGACAUAUUUCUUCAUCCUGACCUCAAUAAUUUCACGUUCAGUGGCAAAGUUGUAAUUCAGAUUAAUGUCAAGAAUCCGAGGUCAUUUCUGUUGGUGAAUACUAAAUAUCUGGAUAUUUUCGACACGCGAUUGACGAAGCUAAUUCCCGCUGAAAGUGAACGAGAGACUAACAGUACUACAAAGAAGUUCGGUGAGGAGCGAGAAAUUAAAAUUGAGAAUGCUUUUGAGUACAAACCUAACGAGUUCUGGGUAGUGUUGGUGAAAAAUAACACGGAACUUCAACCUGGAUUCUACAACCUUCACCUACAGUUCAGAGGCAACUUAAGUGGGAAAAUUGUUGGCUUCUAUAGCAGUACCUAUACUGACCCGAAGACGCAACAGAAAAGAAAAAUUGCUACGUCCAAAUUCCAGCCAACUUACGCACGGCAGGCAUAUCCUUGUUUUGACGAACCCGGAUUCAAACCCACCUUCAAAGUUCGCCUCGUGAGGCCACGAUAUGGCUACAUCGCUCUGUCGAACAUGGACCAAGUGAAUGUGGUGGAUGAUUCGCCAGAACUCGGCCUGACGACUGUGGAGUUCAGGGAGUCAGUCCCCAUGGUCACAUACCUCAGCUGCUUCAUCGUGAGCGACUUCGAGCGUCUGAGCCCUGUCACUGUGUCUCAAGGAUUCCCUUUAAGCGUCUAUUCAACGCGGGCGCAGCUCAACAAGACGAAAUACGCAACCCAAGUCGGUGUUAAUGUUAUCGAGUAUUAUAUCCAGUAUUUCGGUAUACCCUACCCUCUGCCCAAACUAGACCUGGCAGCGAUACCCGACUUCGUGUCGGGUGCUAUGGAGCACUGGGGCCUUGUCACCUUCCGCGAAGUUACUCUGCUUUACGAAGAGGGAGUCAGCUCUACAGCCAACAAACAGCGUGUGGCCACGGUGAUUGGACACGAACUCGCUCACAUGUGGUUUGGAAACCUGGUGACGCUGAAAUGGUGGGACGACCUUUGGCUGAAUGAAGGCUUUGCCAGCUACGUGGAGUACAAAGGUGUGAACCACGCCCAGCCGGACUGGCAGAUACUAGACCAGUUCCUGAUUGAUGACUUGCAUCCUGUGCUAAUGUUGGAUGCGUCUGUCACAUCGCAUCCCAUCGUGCAGACGGUGGCUCACCCAGAUGAAAUCACAGGAUUGUUCGACACCAUCUCGUACAGUAAGGGAGCGUCGGUGAUACGAAUGCUUGAAGAUUUCAUGGGCGAAGAAGACUUUAAAAACGGCAUCACCAAUUUUCUUAACCAUUUCAAGUUUGGAAACGCCGUGACUCAGGAUCUGUGGAAUGAGUUACAAGAAGCGCGAAAGGAUGUGAACAUCACCCGCGUCAUGGACACCUGGACCCGCCAGAUGGGGUAUCCUGUGGUCACUGCGACACGUGACCCAAAUGGAACCGUCACUCUGAAGCAAGAACGUUUCCUGUUUGAUCAGGAUGCCAACAUUACCGACAAUUCACCUUAUGGGUACAGGUGGGAUGUUCCAGUCACCUACAUCACCUCACAAUCAAAGGCUGUGAGCAGAACGUGGCUACACAGUGAUGCCGCUUCAGUGUCAAUUGAAAUUCCGCGCAAUGCGACGUGGUUUAAAAUCAACUAUCACCAAAAAGGCUAUUAUCGAGUGAACUACGAUACAAAGAGCUGGGAACAAUUUAUUGAGUUACUGAAGACUGACCUAACGGCCCUUGACAUUCCGGAUCGAGCACACCUCUUGGACGACAUCUUCAGCUUAGCAGAAGCCGGGCGUGUGAGUUACAGUCUGGCGAUGGACAUGACCAGAUACCUUACUUCAGAAACUGAAUACAUCCCAUGGAAGGUAGCAUCGACCAAAUUCAAUAAGUUCGACGUACUGCUCACUUCGUCGCCUUCAUACGCCAAACUCAGGAAAUACGUGCAGGCCUUGGUGUCGAACGUGUACAAGAAAGUUACUAUGGCUGUUUCAGAUGAUGACUCUCACAUACAACGGUUGCUAAGACCGACAGUGGUGGAAUUAGCCUGCAAUGUGGGAGUGCCAGAAUGCAUCAGUGAAGUUGUGGCUGUUUUCAAGAAUUGGAUUUCAAACGCUUCAUCUGUGCAGAAACCACAUCCUGAUCUCCGUUCCAUAGUAUACUCUUAUGGUAUGAAGCUGGCUGGUGGUGAGAAGGAGUGGAAUAUAAUGUGGAACUUGUACCUGAAAGAGACAGAUGCCCAAGAGAAGAUCAAGUUGCUCCUAGGAUUAGCUCAUUCUUCAGAGCCCUGGAUUUUACAUCGUUAUAUACAGUUAGCUAUGUCUGAAAGCAAUGUGAGAUCUCAAGACUUCUUCACUGUGCUGGCUUAUGUCUCUCAGAACCCUGUUGGUAUGUCCAUUGUGUGGGACUUCGUUAGAGACAAUUGGCGGUACCUGGUGGACAGAUUCACCUUGAAUGAUCGUUACCUGGGUCGUCUCAUCCCUACCAUCACAAAAACUUUCACAUCUGAAUUGAAGCUGAGAGAAAUGGAGAUUUUCUUUACGGACUAUCCAGAUGCAGGGGCUGGGAAGGCAGCUCGAAAUCAAGCCCUUGACCAUGUUCGAAAAAAUAUCAAAUGGUUGAGUCAGCACAAGAAAACUGUAGAAGACUGGAUUGAUGCUGUUUGAUAUUCUAAUGUCUGGUGUAUGCUUUGUUGACUGAUUGAACUAUAAGCCAAUCAUAUGACAUGACAGUUGCAUAAGCAGGAGCACAUAUAACAUUAACUUGAUACUGUGUGGACAAGAUGAUUAUAUUUUCCCAUGAUGUAAAGUAUGAUUCAGUAUUUUCUUAAAAUUUGGAGGCAAUGUUUGUGUGUUUAUAGUUCUUGAUUUCAAGUAAAAUCUACUGUUUUACAAGUAUGAAUAUUCUAUUUUCAAUUAAUGUAACACUAAAAAUUUAUGAAUAGGCUAUUAUGUGAAAAUAAUAUAAGAAGGCAAUUUAGGGAAUGGAAUGUCAUUUAAGAGCACAGGCCGACAUUAUUUGAAACUGUGAAACUGCGCUAUUGCAGCUCUUCGUUUAGACAAGGUGACCUGUAUAAAUUGUGAUAAAUCCCAAUGUUUGUCUUUACUGUCUUUGAAAUUGAAAUAAACUUGUGAUUGCUGAA